UUUAUUUUAUUGGUACAGGGCCUUUGAACUGAGCUACAUCCCCAGCCUUCAUUUAUUUUUUAUUUUGAGACAAGGUCUCACUAAAUCACUAAACUCCCCAGGCUGGGGCUCAAACUUCUUUCUGCUUGAAUUUCUUUCUGUCUUCCACAGUUCUAAGAUUAUAGGUGUUGCAACCACGCCCGGCAAAUUAAUUUUUUCUAAUGUAAGCAACUUCUAUAAUAUUCAUCAGCACGAAACUAUUUAGUAUAAUUGGGCAGUAUGCCUGUAAUUCAUAAUAUUUAAUAACAUGUUCACACGGCCGAGUGCUGGUGACUUCAGGCUCUUGUUUACUGGAAAGCGAGGAAAACCUGUUUCCACAGCAACUCUGUGAUUGGUUUACGCUAGACCUGAGUCUAUUUUGAUUGGCUCAUUCAAUGAAUAUCUUCUCGGCCUGAGCCGCUAGUGGCCAAUAUGGCUACACAACUAGCUCCUGGAAACCGGCAGACACGUGGCUACUGCAGGCCGGGCCGAACGCAGGAGGACCUUGUUUUCCUUACCGCUAGGGGCGCAGGCUGUUCUUCGUUGCUAAAGUCUCAUUUCCCAGAAGCCUCUUGCGUGACCAAUCAACGGACAGUCUCAAUACCGCUUUCAAAGUCGGCGGGCCCUUUGACCAAGAGUAAAGCAGGUACCGCCCCUAACGCCAGGAUUGAUGGGAAGUCUCACGAAUCACAUCACACGCCUCUGCUAUCUCCGCCUCUCUCGCUUGGGAUUGACGAUCCUUUCGACCAAUCGGGAACGCCGAGUCGGCGGGUGGAGGAACGCGGCCCUCUGUAAUGGCGGAGCGUGGCGGGGACGGGGGGGACGGUGAGCGAUUCAACCCGGGGGAGCUCAGGAUGGCACAACAGCAGGCCUUGAGGUUCCGAGGCCCUGCUCCCCCACCGAAUGCAGUGAUGCGAGGCCCUCCACCUCUCAUGCGACCACCUCCCCCUUUUGGUAUGAUGCGAGGCCCUCCACCGCCCCCUCGGCCCCCUUUUGGACGUCCUCCUUUUGAUCCUAAUAUGCCACCAAUGCCUCCUCCAGGAGGGAUUCCUCCGCCUAUGGGCCCUCCGCACCUCCAGAGGCCACCUUUCAUGCCUCCACCCAUGGGAACCAUGCCUCCACCUCCGGGGAUGAUGUUUCCUCCAGGAAUGCCUCCUGUGACUGCUCCUGGUACUCCAGCGCUGCCUCCUGCUGAGGAGAUAUGGGUUGAAAAUAAAACUCCAGAUGGGAAGGUUUAUUAUUACAAUGCUCGGACUCGUGAAUCUGCAUGGACCAAACCAGAUGGAGUUAAGGUUAUUCAGCAGUCAGAACUGACACCUAUGCUUGCAGCCCAAGCACAGGUUCAGGCCCAGGCUCAGGCCCAGGCCCAGGCGCAGGCGCAGGCCCAGGCUCAGGCCCAGGCCCAGGCGCAGGCCCAGGCCCAGGCGCAGGCGCAGGCCCAGGCCCAGGCUCAGGCCCAGGCUCAGGCUCAGGCCCAGGCCCAGGCCCAGGCCCAGGCUCAGGCCCAGGCCCAGGCUCAGGCUCAGGCACAAGUGCAAGCACAAGCUGUAGGAGCUUCUACCCCUACGACCAGUAGCCCAGCACCUGCAGUGUCUACUUCAACGUCAUCAUCCACCCCAUCCUCUACCACUUCUACCACAACAACUGCUACUUCGGUUGUGCAGACAGUAUCAACACCCACAACACAAGAUCAGACCCCAAGUUCUGCUGUUUCAGUUGCCACGCCUACAGUUAGUGUUUCAACUCCUGCUCCUACAGCCACACCUGUGCAAACCGUCCCCCAGCCGCACCCCCAGACGUUACCUCCUGCCGUUCCUCAUUCAGUACCUCAGCCAGCAGCAGCAAUACCUGCUUUUCCACCAGUAAUGGUACCUCCGUUUCGUGUUCCCCUUCCUGGCAUGCCAAUUCCACUUCCAGGUGUAGCAAUGAUGCAAAUAGUCAGCUGCCCGUAUGUAAAGACAGUCGCUACCACCAAGACCGGUGUAUUGCCAGGAAUGGCUCCUCCCAUUGUACCCAUGAUACAUCCCCAGGUUGCCCUUGCAGCUUCACCUGCGACCUUAGCUGGAGCAACGGCAGUUUCUGAAUGGACUGAAUAUAAAACAGCUGAUGGGAAAACAUAUUAUUAUAAUAAUAGAACAUUAGAAUCAACCUGGGAAAAACCCCAAGAACUAAAGGAAAAAGAAAAAUUAGAAGAGAAGAUUAAAGAGCCAAUUAAAGAGCCUUCUGAAGAACCUCUGCCAAUGGAGACAGAGGAGGAGGACCCUAAGGAAGAGCCUAUGAAGGAAAUAAAGGAGGAGCCCAAAGAAGAGGAGAUGACUGAAGAAGAAAAGGCUGCCCAGAAGGCAAAGCCUGUAGCUACUACUCCUAUUCCUGGCACUCCAUGGUGUGUUGUUUGGACUGGUGAUGAGCGAGUCUUCUUUUAUAAUCCCACCACUCGGCUUUCUAUGUGGGACCGGCCCGAUGAUCUGAUUGGAAGGGCGGAUGUUGACAAAAUUAUUCAGGAGCCCCCUCAUAAAAAAGGAUUGGAAGACAUGAAGAAACUAAGACACCCGACCCCAACCAUGCUGUCCAUCCAAAAGUGGCAAUUGUCUAUGAGUGCAAUUAAAGAUGAGCAAGAGUUAAUGGAAGAACUUAAUGAAGAUGAGCCCAUUAAAGCAAAAAAACGGAAGAGAGAUGAUAAUAAAGACAUUGAUUCAGAGAAAGAAGCUGCCAUGGAAGCUGAAAUUAAAGCUGCCCGAGAAAGGGCCAUUGUCCCUCUGGAGGCCCGAAUGAAGCAGUUCAAGGACAUGCUGCUAGAGAGAGGGGUGUCUGCUUUUUCAACAUGGGAGAAGGAGUUACACAAGAUAGUUUUUGAUCCUCGGUACUUACUUCUUAACCCUAAAGAAAGAAAACAGGUGUUUGAUCAGUAUGUAAAGACCAGGGCAGAAGAAGAACGUAGGGAAAAGAAAAACAAAAUAAUGCAAGCCAAGGAAGAUUUCAAAAAAAUGAUGGAAGAAGCAAAGUUUAAUCCAAGAGCUACUUUUAGUGAAUUUGCAGCCAAACAUGCUAAAGAUUCAAGGUUUAAAGCAAUUGAAAAGAUGAAAGAUCGAGAAGCAUUAUUUAAUGAAUUUGUGGCAGCUGCAAGAAAGAAAGAGAAGGAAGAUUCGAAGACCAGAGGUGAGAAGAUCAAGUCAGAUUUCUUUGAAUUGUUGUCUAAUCAUCACUUGGACAGUCAGUCUCGAUGGAGUAAAGUAAAAGACAAAGUGGAAAGUGAUCCACGUUACAAAGCAGUGGACAGUUCAUCGAUGAGGGAAGAUCUUUUUAAACAGUACAUUGAAAAAAUAGCCAAGAACUUAGAUUCAGAAAAAGAAAAGGAGCUUGAAAGGCAAGCCCGCAUUGAGGCAAGCCUUCGAGAACGGGAAAGAGAGGUUCAAAAAGCUCGUUCUGAACAAACGAAAGAAAUAGAUCGAGAGAGAGAGCAACACAAACGAGAAGAAGCCAUUCAGAAUUUCAAGGCGCUUCUGUCUGACAUGGUACGUUCUUCAGAUGUGUCAUGGUCUGAUACUCGAAGGACGCUCCGUAAAGAUCACCGCUGGGAAUCUGGAUCCUUAUUGGAAAGAGAGGAGAAGGAAAAGCUUUUUAAUGAACACAUUGAAGCACUUACCAAAAAGAAAAGGGAGCACUUUCGGCAACUUUUGGAUGAAACCUCUGCGAUUACCUUAACAUCUACGUGGAAAGAAGUAAAAAAAAUAAUUAAGGAAGAUCCUCGAUGCAUUAAGUUCUCCUCUAGUGACAGGAAAAAGCAAAGAGAGUUUGAAGAAUAUAUCAGAGACAAAUACAUCACAGCCAAAGCUGACUUCAGGACGCUUUUGAAAGAGACCAAAUUUAUAACAUACAGAUCCAAAAAGCUAAUCCAGGAAUCUGAUCAACACCUGAAAGAUGUAGAAAAAAUUUUGCAGAAUGACAAACGGUAUCUAGUACUGGACUGUGUGCCGGAGGAGAGGCGCAAACUGAUCGUGGCGUACGUUGAUGACCUGGAUCGCCGGGGUCCACCCCCACCUCCCACAGCAUCAGAGCCCACCAGACGAUCAACAAAAUAAUUCUAAAUACUGUUCCCCAGGAGUAUCUAUUCAACAUGCUUGCAUGAGCCAAUUUUCAGGUUUUUACAUAUAUGUGCAUUAGUCAACCUAUUGCCGAACCACCUGACAAACAGAAGGAGAAGCAGUUUCUGAACAGAACACUUUGGAAAUAUUUAUGCUUUUCUUUGUGUGGCAUGACAGACAUACAUACUCAAAUAUAGGCUGUCUCUAGUAAAUCUAAAAUAUUGAAGCUAAAAAUCAUCCUUUUAUGAGGUGUGGAAAUCAGUGAUUUGGUGACGUUCUUUCUAGCAGUGUUAUACAUGCAAGACAUAGAGCAUUUGUGGUUUGAACUGAAAGAUGCAGAUACAGACUCCAAGAAAACCUAAGUUGGGGGGUGUUUUGUUUUGAUUUUGUUUCUUAAAGCGGGUAAAAAAGAAAACACUGAAAAUUGAAAUCUUCCAGGGGCUAAGAUUAUUAUAAUGGACACACUUUUACUUUCGUCUCUAAGGAACAGUUUAGUUCUAUUUGUUCACUUCUGUGCUCUGAUUAUCCCUCUGAUCAAUAGGCUGAGCCUUGCUGUUAGCCUGAGAGAAGACUUACCUAGUAAUUUCUUCUCAGGUGUGGAACCAUGUGCAGACUAACAUGUUGGCCAGAAUAGGACUGCUGGUUAAACAUUUUAUUCUCAAUUAAAUGGCCUUUAUCAAUAUUCUGAAUUAGACAACAAAAUUCCCGUUCUGGGUGUUCUCUGUAAACUAUACUCCUGUUUGAAUGUUAAACUUUUGUUUCUAAAGUUUAAUUUUAAGAUGUUUGAAUGUUCAGUUUAUGUAUUUGAACUACAAUAAACCAACCAUUUUUAUAUA
Chinchilla lanigera (long-tailed chinchilla) is the source of this 4936-nucleotide messenger RNA. RefSeq names its product transcription elongation regulator 1 (gene Tcerg1). Gene Ontology annotation, molecular function: RNA polymerase binding; transcription coregulator activity. Gene Ontology annotation, cellular component: nucleus. Lineage: Eukaryota; Metazoa; Chordata; Mammalia; Rodentia; Chinchillidae. The record is from RefSeq and is a predicted model, not a curated record. The transcript is spliced from 22 exons. The coding region runs from base 813 to 4097 and encodes 1094 amino acids.